AUGGAAUCGAUAGAACAGACUUCAUCAAAUCCAAAACGAAAACUUGGUAAUGUUGAUGAUGGUGAACAUUUUUAUUCAUUUGAUAUUGAACAUGAACAAUCAACGAAAUCAUUUUGUUGUCAUUCACCAACAUUAACAAUUAAUUCAAAUUCUAAUAAUAAUAAUAAUAAUAAUAAUAAUAAUAAUAAUAAUAAUAUUAAUAAUAAUAAUAACAACAAUAAUACAUUAACAAAUUAUCAACAAACAACAAAAAUAAUUCAAGAAUUUAAUAUACAACAAUUAACAACAAGUGAUAUAACAGUUAGUUCAACAAUAAAUAUAAAAUCAACACCAAAACAACAAAUGAAAAUAUCAAGUAAUGAUUUAUUAAGUGAAGCUGAUUUUCAACGUGUUGUACAAGAUAUAACACCAGCUGAUCGUGAUCUAUUUGAUGAAUUUCUUAAUAGUAUAAAACAAAAAACUGACGAUUAUUUAUUUUUAUCAUCAUUUGAUGAUUUACCAUUAUCAUCACAAGAACAAGAUACUAUUUCAAAACGACAUUCAUCACCAUCAUUAUCAUUACCAUCACAAACAUCAUCAAUAAUAUCAACAGAUCGACGUAGAAAUUCAAUUCCACGUGGUUCAAGUACUAUACAUUAUAGUCCACAUUCAAUGCCUAUUACAAAUCGAUCAACACCACCAAUUGCUGCUGCACAAACAUUAAAACAAAUGGCUGUUCAACAUCAACAAAGAAUUAUGUAUAAUCAACAACAACAACAACAACAACAACAAAUAACAUCAUCAUAUUCAAAUUAUCCAUAUAAUAAUAAUAAUAAUAAUAAUUCAACAAGACAAUAUUAUCAACAAUCACAAAUUUCAUCAGAAAAUGAUACAAAUCUAAAUCCUACUUCAUACUAUCAACCAAUGUGUUAUUCACCUGCACAACAGAUAACUAUGUCUGGUUAUAAUCAUCAUUCUCAACAACAUUCGAAUAUCUAUGGUAUUCAAAAUUAUUCUUAUCAAACUUCAUCAUCAUUCUAUCAACCACCACCACCACCAUUACCGCAACAGCAACAACAACAAUCACAACAAAUAUCCACAUCUUCCUAUUCAGUCGCUAAUUAUUCACCGUCAAACGGACUUCUAUCAACUGCCACAACUCUUCCAUCGUCUACUUUCUAUUCUCAAGAUGAUAAUCUACCUAUUCUUGACCUGCAACAACAUGAUUCUGAACUUGAAAUGGAAUUAAUUCCACGACAAAUAUCGAUUGGAAUUGAUUCAUCAUCUAUAGCAUCACCAACAUCAACGCCUUCAUCAUCAACAAAAUCACCAUUACAUUUUAUGAGGAGUUCUUUGACUGUUUGGUUCAUUCCAUUAUUAUUUGCAUUAGCAACUUUUUAUAUGUAUAUUUUAUCUACAAAUGCACCACCAUUAGAUAAAGAAAGUGAUAGAACUUCUCUUCAUUUUCCACGAAGUAUCGAAGCGUUAAAAAACUUAUCAAAUACCUUACAACAUUAUCGUGACGAUCAUUUAGCUUAUCUUUUAUUACUAUAUGGCUCUGCUUAUUUAUACAAACAGUCUUUUUCAUUACCAGGUUCAGCUAUUCUGAAUUUACUUGGUGGUGCUUUAUUCGGUACAUGGAUUGGCUUUCCACUUUGUUGUUUAUUAACAGCAAUUGGUGCUAGUUUGUGUUAUUUACUUGUUUCUAAUUUUGCUCGUAAUUUAGUUGUUCAAUGUUGUCAUAAAAAAAUACUUGUAUUACAAAAAAAAGUUGAAGCUGGUCGUGAUAAUCUCUUUUUUGUUUUACUUUUUAUGCGAAUGGUACCAAUGAGUCCAAAUUCACUUAUAACAAUAACAUGUCCAUUAUUAAAUGUGCCAAAAAAAAUAUUUUUCUUUUCAAUUCUCUUUGGCAUGGCGCCAUAUACUUUUAUAAGUGUACAAACUGGUUCAUUCCUUUCACAAUUAAAUAGUUUUGAUGAUUUAUUUUCAUGUCGAACAUUGCUUACACUUGCUCUAAUAGCUACAGUAGCUGGUGGUACUGGUUUAAUUGUAGCACGUGUACGACGAAGAUUUGCACAGACAGUUAUGUGA
This is a messenger RNA of Rotaria sordida, 2070 nucleotides long. NCBI's taxonomy places the organism in Eukaryota, Metazoa, Rotifera, Eurotatoria, Philodinida, Philodinidae. The record is from the annotation of a GenBank genome assembly.